UCGAUUGUUUCAUCAAUUGUUUCGACUGGGCGUAAAUCGUGUGUGGAUCGUACGUUGUACAAAAUAUCACAGAUUUCAAUAUCACAGAAAUAUCACAGAGGAAAUUCAUUAUUCGCAAAUUUUAAGAAAAAAUUGAUUAGAUUGACAAUGGAAAAAAAAGUAUAUUGUUUAAUUGAAGGCCGUUGCAAAUGCAUUAAGUUUAUGCCUGAAGAAAACACAUCAGAAAUUGAGAUUAUCCGACGCAAACUGAAGGAAGCCAGUAAAACUGACAAUGUCCUUAAUAUGAUGCUGCAACAAAAAAUGAUAAUUUUACAAAAACCUGAUCCAGAUCGAGAUAACAAGUUGUGUGAUUUGGAAGACAACGACGAAGUUGCUGACAAAAGUGAGAUUACAGUGCUACUGAUACCAGUGCGUGCAAACAUUACAACAGAAUUAAUAGACUCUUUUUCUUCCGUUCAUAAAGAUAAUGAGUCUAUCGUAAAAAUAUUAUAUACAGAGCCUAUUGAUGAUGGUAAUAGUUCGUCUAAUCUAGUAGAUAUUCAACAAUCAGCCUGCUACUCGGAUAUAAAAGAAGAAAAUGAAAAGGAAAAGUAGAUAAGCUUCUAAUCGAUUGUCCAAGCAGUUCAAACGAUCUAAAACUGAAGACAACAUGAUACAUUCAGUAAAGCCACAAGUGACAGGACCUGGUUCCAUUCGUUAUCCAAUAAUUUUACCAUCUAUUACAUCAGAUUUGCAAAAAAAAUUGGACGAUAUUGGAUUAUUAAAGGCUCAGAAGAACUUUAUAGCAUUCUGGGCUGCACAUUUGUCUUAUGUGACAAAUCAGUGGCCGACAAAGUCGGAUUAUCAAAAUUUUGCUCAAAGUAUUGUU
This is a messenger RNA of Linepithema humile (Argentine ant), 868 nucleotides long. The record is from RefSeq and is a predicted model, not a curated record. Lineage: Eukaryota; Metazoa; Arthropoda; Insecta; Hymenoptera; Formicidae.